Messenger RNA from Ornithodoros turicata, 2447 nucleotides. It is a transcript of the gene Nhe1, whose product is annotated as sodium/hydrogen exchanger 8-like. Gene Ontology annotation, cellular component: membrane. Lineage: Eukaryota; Metazoa; Arthropoda; Arachnida; Ixodida; Argasidae. Gene Ontology annotation, molecular function: potassium:proton antiporter activity; sodium:proton antiporter activity. The transcript is spliced from 16 exons. Gene Ontology annotation, biological process: proton transmembrane transport; sodium ion transport; potassium ion transmembrane transport. The record is from RefSeq and is a predicted model, not a curated record. The coding region runs from base 181 to 2091 and encodes 636 amino acids.
CAACGCACAACAUCAAAACAAGAUGUUCGCCGGAGGUGCGGAUAUCAUGUGAUGAAUGCAGGUCCUGUGCUUUUUCGCUUGGCCAACGUGUAAAAUAUGGGUUGAAAAGGCAUAAAAACAGCAAGGCAGAAGACAUAUACGUAUGUGCAGCACAAUUGGUAUUAACCAGUGUGCUAUAGAAUGUAUAAAUUUAGUAAACAGACAGCGAAAAUGGCAAACGCUGUCGGUGGAACUGUCUGUAUCAUCUUGCUGUUUUUAUUAUUCACGGGUUACUACGCUUCGGGAGGCAACGUCCGUUCUUCCGUCACCGUAAAAACGACCCCGAGUGCUCGUACGGCGAAGUUCAAGUCUCAUCAUGUUCCGGAAACCAACGUAUCCGAGGUAGUUCAUAAUGGCACCGAAACCAACAAUACAUUAUCCCCUAUUUCGACGUCCUCGUCUACACCUGAUCCUGAUGGUGCGGAACCACUGUUGACACACAAAAAUUUAGCUGAAGAAGAACAUCAUUCCAGCAUGACAAUAUUUUUUGCUCUGAGUGUAAUAGCUGUCUGUAUUUUGAUGAUUCACUUCCUCAUUCAAGCUAACUUCGAGUUCUUACCAGAGAGUGUGGUUGUGGUUUUAAUUGGUGCACUCAUUGGGCUGCUUUUGAAACUAAUUUCAAGUCAGCAUCUUGGAAACUGGCAGAAAGAAGAAGCUUUUAGUCCGACCACAUUUUUUCUUGUCUUGCUACCUCCCAUUAUUUAUGAAUCUGGCUAUAACCUUCAUAAGGGCAACUUCUUCCAGAACAUUGGCUCAAUCUUAAUUUUUUCAAUAGUUGGCACAACAAUAUCUGCUCUCGUUAUUGGAGGAGGAGUCUACCUGCUUGGGCUGGCUGAUGUUGCAUACCGUCUAGAUUUCUCAGAGAGCUUUGCAUUUGGCUCUCUUAUUUCGGCCGUUGACCCUGUAGCCACAUUGGCUAUUUUUCACGCGCUUGACGUGGAUCCAAUCCUUAACAUGCUUGUCUUCGGCGAGAGCAUCUUGAAUGAUGCUGUAUCUAUCGUCCUGGCGACGACUGUCCUGGAAUCUGCGAGUCCAGCGAUGUCGUCCCUAACAACAGGGCAGCUAGUCGUCUAUGGAGUCCAGCGUUUUUUCCUCGUUUUCUUUGCAUCUGCUGGAAUUGGGGUUGCCUUCGCUCUAGUUGCUGCACUGUUGUUGAAAUAUGUUGAUCUCCGUAAGAACCCGUCCAUAGAGUUUGGAAUGAUGCUUGUAUUUAUCUAUGCUCCUUAUGGCCUCGCUGAAGGAAUUCAUUUGUCAGGGAUUAUGGCCAUUCUGUUCAACGGCGUUGUCAUGUCCCAUUAUACACACUUCAAUCUGUCGUCUGUGACUCAGAUUACUAUGCAGCAGACGCUGCGUACUUUGUCUCUUAUCUGCGAGACAUCUGUGUUUGCCUAUCUUGGCUUGGCGAUCUUCAGCUAUCGUCUCAUCAUUAAACCGUCUCUCAUCAUUUGGAGCAUAGUACUAUGUUUACUUGGGCGAGCUGCUAAUAUAUACCCCCUGUCCUUCUUACUAAAUUACUUCAGGGAGCACAAAAUCACAAGGAAGAUGAUGUUCAUCAUGUGGUACAGCGGGCUCAGAGGAGCAAUUGCCUAUGCCUUGGCAAUGCAUCUGGACGUCGAUGAUGAGAAGCGUCAUGUCGUUGUCACCACAACCCUCAUUAUAGUUCUUUUCACAAUUCUCGUGAUUGGUGGUUCUACAAUGCCUCUGCUUAAGUUCUUGAAAGCCAAUAAGAUGACAACGCGCAGAAAGAGAGGGCCAGCUCGUAAAGUUACCUUGAGCAAAACAAAAGAAAUGGGGCAAACAAUUGAUGCCGAACAUCUUUCGGAACUAACGGAAGAAGAAUACGAAGUGAGCUUCAUGAAGAGUAACCUGAAAGGUUUCAUUCUACUAGACGUAAAGUAUCUUAUCCCCUUCUUCACACGAAGGUUUACACAAAAGGAGGUGAAAGAUGCCAAAAUUCAGAUGACGGACCUAACAAACAAGUGGUACCAGGCUAUCCGGGCACCCCUCGACGAGUCUGACGAGGGCUCUGAGGAGGAUAUUGAGGAAGGGUGACGUACACAGUAACGCUAGUAUCGUAGCUGGCCACAUACGUACAGUGGAGUUUUAGGUGUCCCUGUUUUAUGUGCAAGCUUGGUAUCUUGUGAACACAUAUCUCUGGGUAUUGCAAGCAGUAUGGGUGAACUUGUUCAUGACGUGUUAUGGUUAGGGCGCUGUGUUCUCUAACUCGUUUUUGACAAGACUUGGAGGUUAUACUUUUUUGAAGAAAUUGGUGGUUAAAUAUUCAGCUUUUUUAAACGUUACAUAUCUUUUAUAAAAAAAUCUAUGAGAGCAUCACAAAAGGGGGUUUUUGCGGGUGAGUUAUGCGGCCAGGCGGACGUUGUGUCGGAAAGAGUAUGUGACUACUACGA